AUGCGCACAUCUCUCAUGGCCCUUCUUGUCGGCCUUGCCGGUGUCCAUGCAGAGCUGAUCGGCGCCUAUAUCCAGUGGAACCGCGGUGGCGAUAUCCGUUUCCUCUCUCCCGACGGAGAGCCCAAGGAGGGCACACCCGUCACUCUCCGUCACCUGGCGGUGGGACGACGAUCAUCCCGAGUUGAUGCACCCGCGCGUGGACGGAACCGACCUUUGUCUCUCGGCGACGGACGAGACCGUCGGCGACGGCGCACAGAUCAUUCUCGCCAAGUGUCCCUCUCUUCCAUGGGAGUUCUCAUCGUUGAGAGGUGGAUGAGGCUGAACGGACCAGUUUACUGCCUCGAUGUCAGCGGCCCCAAUCGGACUGUCGUCCUGAACUAUUGCGUUGGGAAGUACAAUGACAAGGCCAAGUACCAGGACUUCAUCUGGCAGUGCCCUGAUGAUGUUCCUGAUUGGUAG
Trichosporon asahii var. asahii CBS 2479 is the source of this 459-nucleotide messenger RNA. RefSeq lists its product as uncharacterized. The record is from RefSeq and is a predicted model, not a curated record. The transcript has 3 exons. Bases 1 to 459 code for a protein of 152 amino acids. NCBI's taxonomy places the organism in Eukaryota, Fungi, Basidiomycota, Tremellomycetes, Trichosporonales, Trichosporonaceae.